Molecule: messenger RNA, 339 nt
Organism: Trichomonas vaginalis G3
Lineage: Eukaryota; Parabasalia; Trichomonadida; Trichomonadidae
Exons: 1
Coding region: 1-339 (112 amino acids)
Source: RefSeq, a predicted model, not a curated record
AUGUUCUACCUUGUUUUUGGCUUGCUUCAACUUGCAUCCGCUGAAAAUAGUGUUAAACCCAAAGAAAAUACAAAAGUUACGAAACAAGCAACAAACGAAAAACCAGAAAUUCAAAAAAAAGAUUUACCUAAAUACUUUAGCUAUGAUAAAGAGGUAGAAAGAUAUGCACCAGACCUUGCUAAUGCUCCAACAGAUACUAAACUCGAAUCACCAGACGGAACAUACUGGAUUGUCGAAAGAAGAGUCGAUGGCGCAGAUCAUAUCAAAAUUGGUCGUCAAUAUAGAAAAGAUGGCAGCCUUAUGUACACAUACGAUUGCACCACAUUUACAUUCGCUUAA